Molecule: messenger RNA, 1038 nt
Organism: Alternaria rosae
Lineage: Eukaryota; Fungi; Ascomycota; Dothideomycetes; Pleosporales; Pleosporaceae
Product: PX domain-containing protein
Exons: 5
Coding region: 1-579 (192 amino acids)
Cellular component (GO): endosome
Molecular function (GO): phosphatidylinositol-3-phosphate binding
Source: RefSeq, a predicted model, not a curated record
AUGGAGCCGGCGAGCUUUGAAACUGGAGACCCGUCUUCGUCGCCAGCCCGAGAUGGGCCAACCUCCGCCACUGCUACGCCAGACCGCAACAGCGUGGGCGUGGUCCCACCCUACUGGCAAUCCCACCAGCGCAAUGCCUCGUAUCUGAGUAACUACUCUGCUGACAACGGCCGCCCCACCCCCAUCGGCCUCGAGGACCAUACCGAUGAGGACUCGGACCACUGCAAAGUCCUCUGGGCCAAGGGUGUCACGAUAGAUGAUUACGUUGUCAUCGGCGGGCCAUCACCGGGCUUUGGGGCUUACGUUGUCUUUAAUUGUACGGUCGAGACACUGGAUGGUGGUCCCAUGAAGAUACGCAAGAGAUACUCCGAGUUUGAAGAUCUGCACACCAAGCUGCUCCAGACGUUUCCUCAUGCCGCGGGUUCCAUGCCGCACUUCCCACCCAAAUCCGUAAUAUCUCGCUUUAGGCCCCGUUUUCUGGAAAAGCGGAAACAAGGACUCUCGUACUUUCUCAAUUGCGUUUUGCUGAACCCGGAGUUUGCUGGGUCGCCCGUCCUGAAGGACUUUCUCUUCUCGUGAUGUCUCGUGUUUGGCUUCGACACUGUGUUGACAUUCGCGUUGAUGUUUCAGUGUGGUAUGUAGGAGUUGAAUACCUAGGUAUGCUAUUGAUUGUUGUGGUGCUAUGGUGUGCCCAGCUAUAGCAAGUAAAUCAUCACUGACAUGUCACGAUCUCUCAAUCUCUCAAUUGCCCUUCCAAUAGAAGGACGUCCUGUAGUCAGUUCUAGCGAAAGCGUUAUGGUGUUCAAGUCGAUAGUUGAUGUCGCCCAUUCGCACUGAUUGGCUACCAACGUCAGUGGCGCUACGCUUCCAAGUAUCUCACAUGCGCUGUACUGCAAUUCGUUGAAUAAUCUUCUGAUGUACAUGGCGAUAUGGAGAGGGGAGGGCCUGCUAUAGAGCUUAAUCGAACCUCAUCCUGUUUGCAAGUGUCUUGGUGAGGCGUACGGGAGCGUCGUGGGUGCAGCAGCUCGUUUGGCAAAC